Lithohypha guttulata is the source of this 2214-nucleotide messenger RNA. RefSeq lists its product as uncharacterized. The record is from RefSeq and is a predicted model, not a curated record. The coding region runs from base 1 to 2214 and encodes 737 amino acids. Lineage: Eukaryota; Fungi; Ascomycota; Eurotiomycetes; Chaetothyriales; Trichomeriaceae. The transcript has a single exon.
AUGGCUUCACUAUUUCCAGACUCGAGUCCUGCGCCAUUAGUGACACAACAACUGGAUCUCUCCCCCACCUUGAACGCGUCUUCUGCUGUAAAGAAGGUCGGAAUGUCAAUCACCUUGCCGCGCAACUUUGCGCCCUUGUCACUUGAUCCAAACGAAGCACCAAGAACUCCAGAUCAGACGUUCGCUCAACUAGAGCUUCCUCCACCACCUUCACAUUCUACAUAUCGUUUAAGGCGGCCUCGAGUGAAUCUAGCGAGCUUCCAGUCAAGACGAAACGUUCUGUCUGCAACUCUGUUUGCUUCCGAAAUUCCCGUCCCCUCGAGCGCCGGACCACUGGUCACCAGCUUUUCAAACGCCGAUCUACCCUCUGAUACCAUCGUGCCAUCAGUUGAGUCAAGCAGUCCGUUGCGACCAAAGCUAUUUCAGGCCUAUUCCGAGCCAAUGGAUAGCACACGAUUGAGGCUCAUGGAGGACACCUUCACUCCUCAUACUCCCCCAGGACAGACUACUCAAGUACUGCCCGAAGUCAAACACGAUGAGUGGAAUCUCCGACGUACCACCUCUGUUCGUUCGAAUCAGUCAGAUUCUUCUCUGUCUACAACAGAGACAUACGAAACUCGACCGACAUCCUACGAUGGCUCUGUGACCGAGCAAGACGAUCAGAAUUCGGAUCCGUUCACCUCGCACGAGCCGAUCAAAGUUAUCCCUGCAACACCUCAAAGAAAGAGCAAAAAGUUGAGGCUCACAAACUUCCUCUCCAAGAAUAACUUUGACUGGCCUGUCGACAUGGACAAUCACCUGUUCAACGUCUAUCAGAUGUACCUCGCAGAUCCUACCGUGACACCCUUCAAAACUGUUCCGGGCAGUAUACCCCCAACCGGUGUCUGCCACAGAGUAGCUCGUCGCGCCAAGGAGACUUGGUCCAAAGCCAGUCGCAUCGAAAUGCCCCUCAUACAGCGCUACAAAGUUAGAAGCUUGCUCGACGUUCGAAUGACACCUCGUGAGAAGACGCCAGAUCCUGACAAUUUCCUGAGCAUCGCCAACAGUGACCGCCGCCCAAGUUGGCCAUCCGAAAGCGCCACUAGGAAGCGUCUGAAGCAGUUGUGUAGGGAAAAGUUCACCAUCUCAGCACACUACAACAGAUUGAGAGAAUCUAGAAGUCCUUCACCAUUUGCCGACCAGUUCGUGCCAAAGCGUCCAUCCAGAUUGAGCGCCUCGCCAAUGCAGCCUGUGAAGGAUGAAAGCAUGUACAGUACAAGAGAAAUGCACAUCAAUCUUGUUGCCACUGGUGCAACAGAACCUCUUGCUCAACUCACAACUGGCGACUCUCCACCUAUGGAAUCUGCUUUGCAGAAUUUUAACCGCGAUAUCGAUGCUACUGAGCAGGUAGAGGCUCCAACUACAGGACUUGGGAUCCAGCAGGAGCCGAUCCCUGUGGACAAGACCAAAUUGUCUGCCGAUACGAAUAUUCCAAGACUCGCUUCGCCCUUCUCGUACAAUACCUGGAAUGGUCCUAUUCGACCAGAGAAUCACCAUCGAAGGCAGAUUGGCAAAAAUCAUUUUGACACCAUGCAUGCCACUGGACCUCGAUUGUUGUCACCUUUCCACCCAGAAAUGGACGCUGGCAUGAAUUUCAACAAACGUCGUGCCCAGCAUAAUCUUGAAGACGAGCUCAGCCCUAGUGGGAGCAGUCUUGCCGGUCACACUUUGGGUCUUAACCUUGAUGAGGCACCUCCAGCUUUCGUAGAAGAGGAACCAAAACAAGAACUCGUCUUCAGUGGAUUUGGCGACCUCAAUCAGCGCCGCGUACGCCUGAGGAACCGAGGGGCUACUCUGGGUACAGCUCACGAAAGAAUCGCGAGGUUGUUCACCCCAUUUCCACCUGAUCAAGAGAACAACGCGCCACCUGUUCCUCCGAUUCCAGCUCAGUUUGCUUCCAGUAGCAAUGCCGCGAGUCAGGUUGUUGGGUUAAUGCCACCCAAGGUCGACGAAAAUCAAAGGCGGCUAGGUUCACCAUUCGAGCUUGACCCCAACAAGAGAUCUCUACGUGGCAAACCACGGCAUCUGCCAAGUUUGAGCGACCCUUUCAUUCAGUUCACUCACGGCAUGCCUACCAUAGCUAAUACACAACAAACCACGAACAUUGGCAAUAUUGGUGAUAGAUUGGCGUCUUUCGAGCAGAACCUUGGUGAUUACAGAACCCCACAAUUAUGA